GACACUAACCAUGUAUUGUAUUUAUCCUGCAACAGUUAUCAAAAAUAAUCAUUUUGAAGUGAAACGGUAUCAACAAUGAUCCAAAUAUGUUCACCUUUUAAACGUUGUUUCGCUUGGAAGUAGGUCAGUCGAAUUGACGCACGUGCUAAGAUUCCAAAAUACAGCUGUUUUCCGUCACUGCCGUAUACAGCAAAAAUACAUAUGUUGGGUGUAUUCCGACAAUGUGGUGGCAGUUGCAGGAUAAAGGAUUGUAUAGGUUCAAAGCUUAUAUGCUGUCAGAGCGAUUCUUUAUAAAAUUAUAUUUAUUUCCAGGUGGCAUCUGACAGUUAAGUAACAAAUAUUUCCCAUGGAACUCAGAAAGUUUGAGGAUGGAGGAGGGGAAGUUAUAGUUAGCAAGUAUUAUGACGGGGUUCAUUUUCCUCCAACCGUACCCGGAAACGUUAAGGACCAACUGGAUGCAGUAAGGGCCUUGAAACACAAAAACGGCGAUGUACUGUUCGAUACCUUUCCUAAAACAGGAACACACUGGGGUUUCGACAUUCUGUAUAUGUUGCAAAAAGGAAAAGCAGAAUACAGUUCUGGUAAUAUUGCUCCUUUAGACUUUGCACCAAUGGAAAGAGUCGACGCCUUAGAUAGUCCUAGAGUUCUGGUGUCACAUUUAUAUCCUCAGCAUAUCCCCGAAUUUGUAAAAGAGAAAAAAUGUAAGAUCGUCUACAUCUAUCGGAACCCAAAGGACACAGCUGUAUCCAUGCAGUCAUUCUUCAAGCGACUUGACAUGGACAAUUUCAAGGGUUACAAUGGCAAAUGGGAACACUUCUUUGAAAUAUUCACCACAAAAGAAUUACAUUAUAAUUCCUGGUUCGAACACGUGAAGUCGUGGCUCGACUUUAAGAAGGACAAUCCGGACAUACCUAUGCUGUUUCUAUCGUUUGAGGACAUGAAAAAGGACCUUCGAAGCUGUGUUUUAAAAAUGGCAGAAUUUCUAGGAGCAAAGCAAGAUCCUGAAUUUCUUGAUGAAGUGGCGAAUAAAUGUCAGUUUAGCGCCAUGUCGAAAGCAAAACGCUCAAAUGAAAAAGAAACGUCGUUAAGCAGAGACGGCAGCAACCCGUUCUACCGGAAAGGUGACGUGGGCGACUGGAAGAACUGGUUCACUGUCGCUCAGAACGAAAUGUACGACGAGGUGUUAAAGGAAAAGAUGGCUGACAUUGAUCUAGAAAUCAAAUACACACUGUGAUUAAAAAUUCAUGGGAAAUUUAAUCCGCUUUUAACGUAAGACAAUGACUGGCGAGCGAACAUGUAAUGGUGUAAAUAGUGCAUUGAUAUAACAUUGGAACUGCUGCCAUAUAUUCAUCUGAUGCUGCAGAAAUAUAUCCUGGAUCCAUUUACAAAUAAAUGUGGUAUUUUA
Messenger RNA from Pecten maximus, 1405 nucleotides. RefSeq names its product sulfotransferase 1C4-like. Gene Ontology annotation, cellular component: cytoplasm. The coding region runs from base 347 to 1234 and encodes 295 amino acids. The transcript is spliced from 5 exons. The record is from RefSeq and is a predicted model, not a curated record. NCBI's taxonomy places the organism in Eukaryota, Metazoa, Mollusca, Bivalvia, Pectinida, Pectinidae. Gene Ontology annotation, biological process: sulfation. Gene Ontology annotation, molecular function: sulfotransferase activity.